AGCCUUAAGACCUUGUGGAUGGAAGACCUCUUUUGCUUCUACAUUCAUGUCAGAAUGGCCUAGGCUGGUCUCUUGCUCUACGGUUCCUAUCACAAGGACUCUACAGCGAUGUAUCAGAAUUUUGCCGUCAGUGCUAGUGGACUAUCCAGAUGCCUGUAAACCUGCAGAGGAGAUAUAGAACGUGAUAUCUCGAACUGGACUAAAGCAACCUGUUGAUAUUUUUAUUUAUACUUUUUUUUAUUUUUGUAUUUGACUUAAAGUGCCAUGAAAAAAUUUGCAUAUUGCAAGGUGGUCCUCGCCACCUCUUUGGUUUGGGUCCUUCUGGAUAUGUUUCUGUUGCUGUACUUCAGUGAAUGCAACAAAUGUGAUGAGAAGAAAGAACGAGGCCUGCCUGCUGGAGAUGUUCCAGAACCCAUCCAAAAACCACAUGAAGGACCUGGAGAGAUGGGAAAACCUGUGGUCAUUCCGAAAGAGGAGCAAGAAAAAAUGAAAGAAAUGUUUAAAAUAAAUCAAUUUAAUUUAAUGGCAAGUGAAAUGAUUGCACUCAACAGAUCUUUACCUGAUGUCAGGUUAGAAGGGUGUAAAACAAAGGUGUACGUGGACAACCUUCCCACCACGAGCGUUGUGAUUGUCUUUCACAACGAGGCCUGGAGCACGCUCCUGCGCACUGUCCACAGCGUGAUAAACCGCUCCCCGCGGCACAUGCUGGAGGAGAUCGUCCUCGUCGAUGAUGCCAGUGAGAGAGAUUUCUUGAAAAGACCACUGGAAAAUUAUGUGAAAAAAUUAAAAGUACCAGUUCAUGUGAUUCGAAUGGAACAGCGUUCUGGAUUGAUUAGAGCCAGAUUAAAGGGGGCUGCUGCUUCAAAAGGCCAGGUCAUCACCUUCUUAGAUGCUCAUUGUGAAUGUACAGUAGGCUGGCUUGAACCUCUGCUGGCAAGGAUCAAAGCUGACAGGAGAACAGUAGUGUGUCCUAUCAUUGACGUAAUUAGCGACGACACCUUUGAAUAUAUGGCAGGUUCUGACAUGACCUAUGGUGGAUUCAACUGGAAACUGAAUUUUCGUUGGUAUCCUGUUCCUCAGAGAGAGAUGGAUCGACGGAAAGGAGAUCGAACCCUUCCUGUUAGGACACCUACAAUGGCAGGAGGUCUUUUUUCAAUAGACAGAGAUUACUUCCAGGAAAUUGGAACAUACGAUGCUGGAAUGGAUAUUUGGGGCGGAGAAAACUUAGAAAUUUCUUUCAGGAUCUGGCAGUGUGGUGGCACUUUGGAAAUUGUAACGUGUUCACAUGUUGGGCAUGUGUUCAGAAAAGCAACACCAUACACUUUUCCAGGAGGUACAGGGCAGAUAAUCAACAAAAAUAACAGACGGCUUGCAGAAGUCUGGAUGGAUGAAUUCAAAAACUUUUUUUACAUCAUUUCCCCAGGAGUUACUAAGGUUGAUUAUGGGGACAUAUCAUCACGACUUGGACUAAGACGCAAGCUCCAGUGCAAGCCUUUCUCCUGGUACCUGGAGAAUGUUUAUCCUGAUUCCCAAAUUCCACGCCAUUACUUUUCUCUAGGAGAGAUUAGAAAUGUGGAGACAAAUCAAUGUCUGGAUAAUAUGGCAAGAAAAGAAAAUGAGAAAGUUGGAAUCUUUAACUGCCAUGGAAUGGGUGGCAAUCAGGUGUUCUCAUAUACUGCCAACAAAGAAAUUCGAACAGACGAUUUGUGUUUAGAUGUAUCCAAACUUAAUGGCCCAGUAACGAUGCUCAAGUGCCACCAUCUAAAAGGAAAUCAACUUUGGGAAUAUGAUCCAGUGGUAAGUCUUCUAAUGACUUGUGACAUUAAUAUGAGACAACUUGGGUUUUUAUUGAGUCUACAGAGCAACAUAUUCCAGUGUGGGAGCAUUAUAUGA
This is a messenger RNA of Merops nubicus (carmine bee-eater), 1893 nucleotides long. It is a transcript of the gene GALNT1, whose product is annotated as polypeptide N-acetylgalactosaminyltransferase 1. Gene Ontology annotation, cellular component: Golgi apparatus. The transcript is spliced from 11 exons. Lineage: Eukaryota; Metazoa; Chordata; Aves; Coraciiformes; Meropidae. The record is from RefSeq and is a predicted model, not a curated record. The coding region runs from base 265 to 1893 and encodes 542 amino acids.